AUGCGGCAACAGUUUCAGGCAGUCGUGCAGCAGCAGCCACAGCAGCAGCACCUGAUUAAACUGCACCAUCAGAACCAGCAACAGAGUGAAAAUGAGUCAGUGCUGAGCCUGCAUAGGAAGUCCUCAGUGCGGACCUAUAAAGUAUUUACAAUUGAAACCUUAGUAGAGCUCCUCGUGCCUGCCUUCCAGGACAACGACACUUCCUACAUCUCUACCAUUUUGUCCACUUACCAGUCCUUUGGGACCACCAAACAGAUCUUAGAGGUCCUUUUCAAAAAGUUUGGAUACAUCCUCAGAAAUGGCGGACCCCAGGACCAAAUACAAAACGCCAUCUCUUCCAUCCAGGGCCUCUGGGUGAACCAAUACCUGGAAGAUUUCUAUGAGCUCCUGGAUUUUCCCUGCCUCCGGCUGCUGGUAGACUACACAGGGCUCAAUAUGCCCGGAUCAGAGCGGGAGCAACGUGCCCGCCUUCUCCUGGUACACAUGGAGCACCUAAAACCCACUGAGGCAGAGCCAGAGGCUCCAGAACCAGCUCUGGAGCUACACACAGCUCCAGCAUCAGCUCUAGUGGCAGCUCUAGAGCUGGAGGCAGCUCCUCUGGAAGCUCCAGAACCAGCUCCAUCGCCAGCCCCAGCAGUUAUACCACAGCUCAGGCAAGUGCCAGCUCCAACACCAGAGCCUUCCUGGCCCUCACUUGUGAGCACAAUGCAUGGAUUGAGAGAAGAGAAGAUGAACAUCUUGUCGUUCCCUCCCAAACUGGUGGCAGAGCACUGGUGGACGUGGUGAGCAGAGCUAUUCAAGAAAGUUGUGCCCUAUGACGACUUAGGCUCCAUCUGGUCCCAGAGGAAGAAGAAGUGCAAGGAACACCUGGUGCCCACCAUUCGUGCCACUGUCACACAGUUUAAUGGUGUGGUGCACUGUGUAAUCACCACCUGCCUGGGGGACAGGAGAACGAAGGUCCCAGACAGGGCCAGGGUGGUGGAGCACUGGAUCGAGGUGGCCAAGGAGUGUCUGAUCCACAGGAACUUCUCCUCACUCCAUGCCAUUCUCUCUGCUUUGCAGAGCACUUCAAUCAAUCCUUUGAAAGACACUUGGGCAGAAGUGUUCAGGUGGGCAUUCUCUCCAAUAGCACUGGAACUCAGCCUCACAACAAGAGGCCAGGAGGACAGUCUCCUGGUCAGUGGUGGGGGCAUGGUGAAGGCAGCUGAUCCAGGGCCUCCUGCUGGGAGAGAAGAGCUGGUCUCUUCUCUGACUCCCUGUGAGACCCUGGACACAUCGCUGCCCCUCUUAGGGCCCCUGUUUUCUUAUGUGGAAAAUGGAAGGUUUGUCACCCUGAAGAUGAACCCCAAGAGGGUCCAGAAGGGGCAACAGCAGAAGGAGAAGGGUGUCAUCCAGGGCACUGUGCCCUACCUGGGAGUGUACCUCACAGACCUGGUGAUGCUGGACACUGCUUUGCCAGAUUUUCUUGAUGGAGGUUUGAUAAACUUCCAGAAGAGGAGAAAGGAGUUUCGUGUGUUACAGGAGAUAAAAUUCAUCCAGUGGGGCUACCAACACUACACCAUCGUGGCCCAGGAGCAAUUUGAGGCCUGGUUCCAGGGCAUCAAGUGUCUCACUGAGACAGAGAGCUACAACCUGUCCUGUGAGCUAAAGCCCCAGACACAGUUGUCCAGGAAGAACACCUAGAGGACUUUACCAUCUUCAAGGGCUGGUGCGAAUUCUGGGCUUGAAACCAGUGAAGCCUGGAACCUGGAAGCCUGA
Molecule: messenger RNA, 1758 nt
Organism: Trichechus manatus latirostris (Florida manatee)
Lineage: Eukaryota; Metazoa; Chordata; Mammalia; Sirenia; Trichechidae
Product: ral guanine nucleotide dissociation stimulator-like
Exons: 14
Biological process (GO): Ras protein signal transduction; positive regulation of GTPase activity
Cellular component (GO): plasma membrane
Molecular function (GO): guanyl-nucleotide exchange factor activity
Source: RefSeq, a predicted model, not a curated record